This is a messenger RNA of Orycteropus afer afer, 675 nucleotides long. Lineage: Eukaryota; Metazoa; Chordata; Mammalia; Tubulidentata; Orycteropodidae. The record is from RefSeq and is a predicted model, not a curated record.
CUUCUUGAUCCUGAAGUAGAGCCUCAGCUGUUUUUGCUGCAGUUCUUGAAUCCGGUACCGGACCCGGACAUGGGACUGGAGGACGAGCGAAAGAUGCUGACCGGGUCUGGAGAUCCUAAGGAGGAGGAAGAGGAGGAGGAGGAACUAGUGAUAGGACUGAGGCUUUCAGUGCAUACUGGCAACCUUGGAAGGCAGGAUUGUGAAACUUUCCCCUACUACUUAGCAUCAGAGUUGAAUGGGAGACCCCAUUCUGCCAUUUCUGGCGGCAGUGUGGCUCUGCCAGCUGGCCUUCUGCACGGAUCCCCUAACAACAGUGAGAGAACAAUGCGAGCAGCUGGAGAAAUGUGUAAAGGCCCGGGAGCGGCUAGAGCUCUGUGAUGAGCGUGUAUCCUCCCGGUCACAGACAGAGGAGGAUUGCACAGAGGAGCUCUUUGACUUCUUGCAUGCAAGGGACCACUGCGUGGCCCACAAACUCUUUAACAGCUUGAAAUAAAUGUGCAGACUCAUUCACCCCAGCCUUCGUCACAUGGGCAUCAGGAUGUUUUCUUAUAGUUUUAAAUAUGCCAUCUAUUUCUAAUUUGUGUAAGUUCUUGUGAACCUCAUGGAUGUUGGCAUAGACCAGUAGCUUCUAUGUAAUUAACAGUAAUUCCAGCUUAAUAAAAUUCAGUGACAUGC